This is a messenger RNA of Phyllostomus hastatus (greater spear-nosed bat), 2555 nucleotides long. Its product is annotated as ultra-long-chain fatty acid omega-hydroxylase. The record is from RefSeq and is a predicted model, not a curated record. NCBI's taxonomy places the organism in Eukaryota, Metazoa, Chordata, Mammalia, Chiroptera, Phyllostomidae. Gene Ontology annotation, molecular function: heme binding; oxidoreductase activity, acting on paired donors, with incorporation or reduction of molecular oxygen; iron ion binding. Bases 66 to 1661 code for a protein of 531 amino acids. Gene Ontology annotation, cellular component: endoplasmic reticulum membrane. Gene Ontology annotation, biological process: ceramide biosynthetic process. The transcript is spliced from 13 exons.
GAGAGACACAUCAAUCAGUUGCCUCCUGUACACACCCUGACCAGGGACCGAACCUGUAACCUAGGAUGCUGCCCAUCACGGAAUACCUGCUGCACCUUCUGGGACUGGAGAAGACCACCUUCCGCUUGUAUGCCGUGUCUGUGAUCCUGCUCUCCCUGCUCUUCUUCCUCUUCCGACUGCUGCUGCAGUUCCUGAGGCUCUGCUGGCAAUUCUACAUCACCUGCCGCCAGCUGCGCUGCUUCCCCCAGCCGCCCCGGCGCAACUGGCUGCUGGGCCACCUGGGCAUGUACCUUCCAAAUGAGACGGGCCUCCAGGAUGAGAAGAAGGUGCUGGACAGCAUGCACCAUGUGGUCCUGGUGUGGAUCGGACCUGUCCUACCACUGCUGGUCCUGGUGCACCCUGACUACAUCAAACCCGUGGUGAGCGCCUCAGCUGCCAUUGCCCCCAAGGAUGAUUUUUUCUAUGGCUUCCUGAAACCUUGGCUGGGGGAUGGGCUGCUACUUAGCAAAGGUGACAAGUGGAGCCAACACCGCCGCCUGCUGACACCUGCCUUCCACUUUGAUAUCCUGAAGCCCUACAUGAAGAUAUUUAACCAGUGCACCAACAUCAUGCAUGCUAAAUGGCGGCGCCUGGCAGAUGGUCCCAUGGUCUCCCUUGACAUGUUUGAGCAUGUCAGCCUCAUGACCCUGGACAGUCUUCAGAAGUGUGUCUUCAGCUACAAUAGCAACUGCCAGGAGAAGAUGAACGAUUACAUCUCAGCCAUCAUCGAGCUGAGUGCACUGGCGGUCCGACGCCAGUAUCGCCUGCACCACUACAUCGACCUCAUCUACUAUCACACAGCAGACGGGCGGCGCUUCCGUGAGGCCUGUGACACCGUGCACCGCUUCACCACAGAGGUCAUCCAGGAGCGGCGGUUGGUGCUCCACCAGCAAGGGGCCAAGGCCUGGCUUAAGUCCAAGCAGGGCAAGACCUUGGAUUUCAUUGAUGUGCUGCUUCUGGCCAGGGAUGAAGAUGGCAAGGAACUGACAGAUGAGGACAUCCGAGCUGAGGCAGACACCUUCAUGUUUGAGGGUCAUGACACAACAACAAGUGGGCUGUCGUGGGUGCUGUUUAACUUGGCCAAGUACCCAGAGUACCAGGAGAAGUGCCGGGAAGAGAUCCAGGAAGUCAUGAAAGGCCGGGAGCUGGAGGAGCUGGAGUGGGAUGACCUGACCCAGCUGCCCUUCACCACUAUGUGCAUCAAGGAGAGCCUACGGCAGUUCCCACCCGUGACCCUGGUCUCCCGCCGCUGCACAGAGGACAUCAAGCUUCCAGAUGGGCGUAUCAUCCCCAAAGGAAUUAUCUGCUUGGUCAGCAUCUACGGAAUCCACUACAACCCUACAGUGUGGCCUGACUCCAAGGUGUACAACCCCUAUCGCUUUGACCCGGAUAAUGCACAGCAGCGCUCGCCGCUGGCCUUCGUGCCCUUCUCUGCAGGACCCAGGAACUGCAUUGGACAGAGCUUCGCUAUGGCCGAGAUGCGCGUGGUCGUGGCGCUGACGCUGCUGCGCUUCCGUCUGAGCGUGGACCGAACGCACAAGGUGCGACGGAAGCCGGAGCUUAUACUGCGCACGGAGAAGGGCCUCUGGCUCAAUGUGGAGCCGCUACCUCCACGGGCCUGAGAGCAGGUGCGCUCCUGAGGAGCCCCAGGCCUAAGACUCGCCCAGAGGCCGAGGCCCCAUCCUCAAGGGGCCAGGCCCCGCCCCCAAAGUCCUGUGGCAUAGGCCAUACCCCUCGAAGUCCAGGCUCCGCUCCAGAUGGUCAGGGUCCUCCUUAGAGCAGCGGGUAGGUGCAGGCCACACCCUUGAGGUCCAGGUCCUACCCCUGUCAGUACUUGUUCUGGUUCUCUUGUUUGAGGACUAGGCUAGGCCACACCCCUCGGGUCCAGACCCUGUCCUCAGCAUCCCACGGAUUCAGGUCCUCAGGCCCCACCCACCCAGCUGUCUAAGAUCCUAAGACCAGACAUUUAAGGCGUCCUGGGUUCAGGCGUGGCCCCACGUGGACUCUGGAAGGCUUCUAAAUGGAGGACUUGACAGCUAGAGCCCGAGGUCAGAGCCUUGAACUUGGACAUCACCUUCCUGAGCACCGCUCGCCCCCCCGCUCCCCCUGCAGCUCAGAUUGGUGAACCUCUCAGGCAUCAGGCUACAUCCCAUGGCUGUUUACUGUUGUUGUUUUUAAAACUCAGACCCUCCUUUCCUCCCAGGCCCUUCUUUCCUCCUUUACUCCAAGGCCCUUUUCUAAGUGUUCUGAUUUUUGUAGAAUAAAGGCAAGGGACACAGACAUCCACUGCCGUCCACCCUCUAGCAUGACCAGACCCUGACACUUGGAGCCCAGCAAGGAAAUGAGGGCCCCUGAACAGUUGGGAGGCAGCUGAGGGAAGCUGUGAGCCAGAAGGCUGGAAAGCCAUUUGUCCUCGGACAUAAACUCAGACUUUUGGGGACAGUUUGUGUAUUAAUUUAUUUCAUCAAUAGGCUGCAUAUUAAUUGUCUGCUGGCACAGGGCCAGGAGCACUGCCA